This is a messenger RNA of Drosophila miranda, 1698 nucleotides long. RefSeq names its product 4-coumarate--CoA ligase (gene Acsx3). The transcript is spliced from 3 exons. Bases 59 to 1678 code for a protein of 539 amino acids. Gene Ontology annotation, biological process: long-chain fatty acid metabolic process; fatty-acyl-CoA biosynthetic process. Gene Ontology annotation, molecular function: long-chain fatty acid-CoA ligase activity. NCBI's taxonomy places the organism in Eukaryota, Metazoa, Arthropoda, Insecta, Diptera, Drosophilidae. The record is from RefSeq and is a predicted model, not a curated record.
GCAGUCGCCACUUGUCACCAGUCGAGCAGCAGACGACCCGAUAGAACAAUUGCAGGCAAUGCCUUACGCUCCCGCUAAUUCCUACGAUGGAGAUCUCAAGAUCUGGAGUGGAUCGGAGAUCGAAGAGUACUUUGCCCCGGAUCUGUCCAUUGGGGAGAUUAUCUUCCAUGAGAUGCGGAGGCAUCCAAAGCUGAUUGCCCAAAUAUCCACCACAGAGGAGACAAUCCUCAGCCGAGAGGAGCUCCACUCGAAUGCGAUGCGCGUGGCCUCGUAUAUGCGAUCGAAGGGUCUCAUCCAGUCGGACAUCGUGGGGAUUAUAGCCAGGAAUACCAGCCAUAUCCCUGCCGUCGCGUAUGGCUGCUUCUUCAAUGGCAUCGCCUUCCACUCCCUGAACAUCGCCUACGAUCGGGGCACCAUCGAGAAGCUCUUUUCCAUCACGCACCCACGGAUCAUCUUCUGCGACGGAGACGAGUACGAGAAAGUGAGAGACGCCACACGGGGUAUGGAGGAUGUGGAGAUCGUUACGAUGCGGAACCAUCCGGAGGAUGGAUCGACACCCAUCCAGCAGAUACUCUCAUGCCCCAUCGAGGAGAACUUUCGGCCCGUGCGACUGGAGCAGGGCAUCGAUCAGACCCUGGCGAUACUCUGCUCCUCGGGCACCACGGGCAUCCCCAAAGCGGUGACCAUCACCAACAGUCGACAGAUACUUGCAGGCAGCCAGGACCUAACCACCGCGGAUGUUCAGUAUACCCAUAGCAGCCUCGACUGGAUCACUGGGCUCUUGACAACCGUUACAUCGGGAGUCUAUAGCACUACAAGGAUUCUCGCGGAUAAUGUUUUCGAUCCGGUCUACAUGAUGCGCUUGAUCGAAGAGUACAAGGUCACGUGGAUCUUGCAGGCGCCCUCCCACAUGGCCAUGAUGGUGAAUUCUCGGGAAUUCGAGUCCGCGGACUUCUCCAGCAUCAGGAAAUACCUUUUUGGAGGAGGCAGGGCUUCCGUGGAGACACAGCAUCUGAUCAGGAGUCGCCUGAGCAGCGACUGUCUACACUUUGCCUACGGAUUCACGGAAUUGGGGGCCAUGGCGACCAUGAACUACCACUUCGAUGAGAAGCCCAACUCUGUGGGUCGCCUGGUGAGUGGCUUGAAGGCCAAGAUAAUCUCGGAAGAAGGCGAGUCCCUGGAUCGCGAUGAGGUCGGGGAGGUGUGCAUCCGCAAUGGCCAGCAUUGGGCGGGAUACUACGGCAAUCCCGAGGAAAGCCACAAAGUGCGCGACUCCCAGGGAUGGUUCCACACGGGGGAUCUCGGCUACAUGGAUGACGAUGGCUUCCUGUACAUUGUGGAGCGGAAAAAGGACAUGCUGAAGUACCAGAACAUCAUGUACUAUCCGAAUGAUAUCGAAACGAUCAUCUCCGAAAUGCCAGACGUCGCCGAGGUCUGUGUCUUUGGCGUCUGGGACCCAAUCAACGGGGAUGAGGCCGCCGCCGCAGUCGUCAAGCGGCAGGGAAGUGAUCUGAAAGCCCAGGACAUUAUAGACUAUGUGAGGGGCCACACGGAUGCCAAGUACAAGCAUUUGAAUGGCGGAGCCAUCAUCAUGGAGGAUCUGAAGCGCAGUCCCAAUGGCAAAACGAAUCGAAUGUCCACUAAGGCGUACUUCUUGGAAGUUAAGGAUCGAAAUUAAAUGAUAGAAGGAUACAACAA